Molecule: messenger RNA, 1500 nt
Organism: Fusarium vanettenii 77-13-4
Lineage: Eukaryota; Fungi; Ascomycota; Sordariomycetes; Hypocreales; Nectriaceae
Exons: 2
Coding region: 1-1500 (499 amino acids)
Biological process (GO): L-homocysteine catabolic process; response to toxic substance; proteolysis
Cellular component (GO): cytoplasm
Molecular function (GO): cysteine-type aminopeptidase activity
Source: RefSeq, a predicted model, not a curated record
AUGGGCGCCCAGCAAUCCAAGACCGAGCCUACGCUCCACGAAAAGGCGGUUCUCGAGCGCCUUCAAAACCUACGGGUUCAAGACCAAGAUGACUACGUCGAAGUCACCAGUGACGCCGAGAAGGCCUUCGUUGGACCCCUCAUUCGAGAUGCCGAAGGUCUCCCGCUCCACGUCCUCGAGUCGUGGCAGGCCGCCAUCAUCAAGGACCCCAAGAAUAACUCUGCGAACCCGCGCCAGGUUCUUACCUCGUUGCCGACCCAGAUCGCAGACCAGCAGAUCUACAACGUCAAGAUCCCAUUCGAAGGCGACCCCAUCACAAACCAGCGCUCCAGCGGUCGAUGCUGGCUCUUUGCGUCCACCAACGUAUUCCGAGUUGCCCUCAUGAAGCGCUUCGACCUCGAGAGCUUCGAGCUGUCACAGCAAUACCUCUUUUACUGGGACAAGCUGGAGAAAGCCAACUGGUUCCUCGAGCAGAUCAUCGAUACCGCUACGGAGGAUCUCGAAGGCCGCGUCGUCCAGACCCUGCUUUCUGAUCUGGUGUCCGACGGUGGCCAGUGGGACAUGGUAUACAACCUGGUUGAGAAGUAUGGCCUCGUGCCCCAGACCCUCUACCCCGACAGCUGGAAUGCUAUGAGCUCUGGUAUCUUGAACAGCCUCGUCAAGACCAAGCUUCGAGAGUUCGCACUCAGGCUUCGGGCCCUGGCUAAUUCCAAGGAUGGGGUCUCCGCCGCUGCCAUCUCCUCAGCCAAAGACAAGAUGCUGCGUGAGAUCUCACUCAUCAUGACUCUCCUGCUGGGUCCACCCCCAAACCCCGAGGAGACCUUCACCUGGCAGUACAACGACAAGAAUGGAAAGGCCCACCAGCUCAAGACCACCCCCAAGGAGUUUGCCAAGAACAUCUAUAGCCCAAGCUUCCCCGUCACAUCCAGCACCGUCAGCGGCAUGAUCUCUCUUGUGCACGAUCCCCGUCACGAGCCUCUAUCCCACCUCACAGUCUCCCGGCUUGGCAACAUUGUCGGUGGCCGCGGAAUCAGCUAUGUCAACGUCGACAUUGACACUCUCAAGGGUGCAUGCGUCAAGAUGCUCAAGGCUGGUCUCCCCAUCUUCUUUGGUAGCGACGUAGGCCAGUUCAGCGACUCCAGGUCUGGCAUCAUGGACCUCAACCUCUACAACUAUGAACUGGGCUUCAACACCAGCCUCCUCGGUAUGACCAAAGCACAGAGGCUGAUGACGGGCGAGAGUCAGAUGACCCAUGCUAUGGUGCUGACGGCAGUACAUCUCGACGAGCAGACGGGUAAGCCGGUCCGCUGGCGAGUGCAGAACAGCUGGGGCACUACUGCCGGAGACAAGGGAUGGUUUGUCAUGAGUGAUGCAUGGCUGGAUGAGUUUGUCUACCAGGCAGUCGUCGACCCGCGUGUCCUCAGCAAGGAGGUUCGGGAUGUACUCAAGAAGGAGGCCAUUGUCCUGCCGCUGUGGGAUCCCAUGGGCUCACUUGCCUAG